Messenger RNA from Gopherus evgoodei (Goodes thornscrub tortoise), 2059 nucleotides. It is a transcript of the gene RAB7A, whose product is annotated as RAB7A, member RAS oncogene family. Gene Ontology annotation, molecular function: GTP binding; GTPase activity. Gene Ontology annotation, biological process: endosome to lysosome transport; phagosome-lysosome fusion. NCBI's taxonomy places the organism in Eukaryota, Metazoa, Chordata, Testudines, Testudinidae. Bases 210 to 833 code for a protein of 207 amino acids. Gene Ontology annotation, cellular component: phagocytic vesicle; late endosome; lysosome. The transcript is spliced from 7 exons. The record is from RefSeq and is a predicted model, not a curated record.
GAUGGUCCCGUGACCGGAAGCUGGCGAGGGAGAGGCGGAAGUGAAAGCGGGGAGGCUGUUUGGCCCCAUUAAAGCGGAGCCGACGGGAGCGGAGGAGGUAGCGAGGCUUGGAGCAGGUGCCGUGGGGAUACCGAGCGCGGUGCAUUGUGGUCUACGUGAAAACCAGUAAGAGCUGAUGAAGGACUGAGGAAGAAAUUUAUGUUUGAAAGAUGACUUCUAGGAAGAAAGUGUUACUGAAAGUCAUCAUCCUUGGAGACUCUGGGGUGGGGAAGACAUCACUCAUGAACCAGUAUGUGAACAAGAAAUUUAGUAACCAAUACAAAGCAACAAUAGGAGCAGACUUCCUGACAAAGGAGGUGAUGGUGGAUGAUAGAUUAGUCACAAUGCAGAUAUGGGAUACAGCAGGACAGGAACGGUUUCAGUCUCUGGGUGUGGCCUUCUACAGAGGAGCAGACUGCUGUGUGCUGGUAUUCGAUGUGACGGCUCCAAAUACAUUUAAAACCCUAGACAGCUGGAGGGACGAGUUUCUCAUUCAGGCCAGUCCAAGAGAUCCUGAGAACUUCCCUUUUGUUGUGUUGGGAAACAAGAUUGACCUAGAAAACAGACAAGUUACCACAAAACGAGCACAGGCUUGGUGCUACAGCAAAAAUAACAUCCCGUACUUCGAAACUAGUGCCAAGGAGGCCAUUAAUGUGGAACAAGCUUUCCAGACAAUUGCACGGAAUGCACUUAAACAGGAAACAGAGGUGGAGCUCUACAACGAAUUCCCUGAACCCAUCAAACUAGACAAGAAUGACCGAGCAAAGGCCACUGCAGAGUCCUGCAGCUGCUGAGAUGGAGGGGUUGAGCACAGUCCUUCACAAACAGAUCACACUUAGGCCUUCAAACACACAGCCCCUCUUCUAUGUAAAAACAAAAUAAACUUCCAUCUCCAGCUGCCAAAAUCCUCCCAUCUACCAUGAGCAACUGUAAGCCCAUUCUUCUACACACAACUCAUCCAUGCCCCUACAUCCUUCCACAUCACUUCAUGGUAACAGGCCUUUCUCUUAGUUUAAAAUGGAAAUUCUUAUGUAUGUUUGGAACGUAAGCUAAUUUCAGGUGUCCAAUGGAAAGAAACUGUUUACAGGUAAUCUGUGUAACAAGUGACAUACAUUUUUAACUGUCUUGUGUUCCCCUGUGAAGGCUGCAACUGGAAAGGCUGAUUACCCAUAGUUCAUUGCAAGCUCAGCACUCAGUCCAAUUAGGUUGAGUUUUGUAUGUAUCUCUGUUAAUGCUUGUUACUUUUAACUAAUCAGAUCUUUUUACAGUAUCCAUGUAUUAUGUAAUGCUUCUUUAGGAAAAAUCUUAUAGUACAUGUUAAUAUAUGCAACCAAUUAAAAUGUAUAAAUUAGUGUAAAAUUCUUGAAUUACAUGUUUAAGUACUGAAACACAGAUUGGCUAGAAAGUGAGGAGGACGCUGAAAUGCAGCGUGCUAGCAAUGAAGUCCAGAUAGAGGCAGUAUUCUGUACAGUAGAAGCAAGAAUUAUGUAAGUCUUUUUUUUAUUGACUUUGAGAGCUGAAAAAAGCUUCAUCUCCUGGAAAAUUUGUCUGGCUUCCUUGUAGUUAAAUUUUCAGAGGAGGAUAUGCAUACUGGAUUAUUGGAUUCCAAAAACUAAAUACAACUGUCAAAUGCUCAUCUUGUUUGUUCGCCUUCCCUGCCCACUUACCUUUAAAUGUUCUGCAAAGAAUGCAAAGAGUCUGAGGUGUUCCAGUGACUUCCCACCUUUCGUGGAUGGAGCUCAUCUUUCCCUUUUUCUGGGUUGAGGUGGUCAUCCUUUGACAAAUGACUUGGAUUAUAAAUCUUCUCUCCCUUCUUGCUGACCACUAAUCUGGAAUUUUUGGUAUGGGAAAAACUUGGUUGUCCCCUCCCUUUCCUCCUCUUCCCUAGUCCUUGUUCUUGCAUUUGUAGCUUGCUUCAAUGGGACACUUCUACCUGUUUUCCAGAAGUCUACAUUCUAGUACGUAGGCUGAGCAGUUCUGUAAAGACGAACAUGAUGCCAAUAAACUUAAUGAGAAUGAA